AUGGCGACAAAGAGCUAUGCUGAGGAGGUGGCGCGCAAGUAUGCGGACGAAGUGGUGAGAGCAAGCACUGAGAAGGAAGAGAUUGACGCCUUGCGCCGCGAUUUCGUCGAGGAACAGGAGCGGAUUCGGUCGAGCGUGAGGCAGCAGCAGACCAACAGGAAAGACCUCAACGCAGCUCUCGAGGAGUUGAAUGACUUGCGAGCUGAUCAGAUCACCUCAUUGAGAGAGGAGGAGGCGACGAUUCGGGACGGCUUGAAGCACACCGCGAAUAGUCAGGCUUUGUCGGAAGCAGAAAUGAAGGAGGAUUGCGAGGCGCUUCGCAUCGAGUUGAAGGAGCAUGCCGAGAGGCAGCAGCAGGAAGGGGAGAGAUCACCGAGCAAGAGAAGCUGCACCAUCUUGGAACAUGCGGUGGUGGUCGAGGCUGUACCUGGCAGGCACGGAAAUAGUGGGAAGAUCCCGCAUUUUGAUCCUUACCAUGUGUUGAGCGAGCGUGUGGUGAGAACGAUGACGAAAGAUCGGUUGCUGAUGGGUGUUAUAGACACCAUUAUAGAAUGUAACGGUGGUGGGGUCGAGGAGGCGGCAGACGGCACGUGCUUGAGACAUGGCCUUGGGCUGCAACUCUUCACAGCGCGCCCGCCAGAAACCGCAGAGGAUGGGCAAGCUCCGGACAUUCUGCACGGUCGCUAUCAAGGCGCCUGGAGAAAGGGACAACUCACUGGCUCCGGUGUUUACCAUUGGAGCGAUGGGACGGUAUAUGAAGGGUACUUUCUGGAUGGCUGUCCCCAUGGCUACGGCCGCAUCAAGUGGCCGGAGGGUACCGUCUAUGACGGGGACUGGAAUGGUGGGGAGAUGCAUGGGCAAGGGACAUACAUUUGUGGAUUUACGAAUCUCGAAAGCCACGGGAUAUUUUGGCACAACUGCUUACGAAACCAUGCGGGGCAAUGGGUGAACAAGGUGCAGGAAAGAGAAGCUCUAAGGCAGCAGCAUCUGAAGAUUAAUGCGUAUCCCAGCACGAGCUACUUCAUGCCGGUGAUUCGCUGCCGUGGAAAGGAGAUCUUGAGCAAAGCCUUAUCGAUGUCACAGGAGCCGCCUUUUUUAGUUCCCUUCCUGCUCGCCAAGCAAUCCUACAGUGCCGGACCAGAAGUUUCCUUGACAUCGCCACCCCCUCUUUGCUGUGCAGAAGCAGACAUUCCCGGUGCCCGCGGGUGCACCUUUGGGACAUCCAUCCACAUUUCGCACGUGGCAGCCGAGAAGCGUCGUGUGCGACACACGGACCCUCUCUUCCAAAAAGCCAUUCAGACGGCCUUAGUGGAGUCAAGGCCUUUUGCCUUGAUCUGGCCUGACGAUGAGAAGCCAGCUUCUCCAUUCUCUAACCACCAGCUGGAGGUGCCUGUAGACAUUUGGGAUCUCGAAAAUGCCCACGCCGUCCCCAAGGAGUGGUGUCUCGAUUACUUCUUCGACAAGCUCGUGUUACCGACUGACAUCUUCGACCCGCCCCACUUCCAGUGCAGCAGCCUCGCUGACGCUUUCCUCCCAGAGUCCGAAGUUCAGAGUGCUUUCUCAAGGGAUGCUUGCUGGUCCAAAGACACGAAGGAGCCAGCACACCCAGAGAUGCAGCCGCCGCCAGUUCUCCACACUCUGCGCACUUUGCUGAUAUCGCUCAGGAAGGUCCCAAACGGUGCUGAAGAUGAAUCUAUCCGGAAGCACAUGCUGAGCCGUUUCGGGUCUGCGGUGUUGCGAGAGCAAUUGACACGGCAGUACAUGGAACAGCUGGACAAAGCAAUGGACCUGCAAGGAGGUAUCCACAAGCUGCAGUUGAGCCACAAAGAACUCGAUGAGACUGUAAAGACACGUUUGCCGAGCCCUUCGUCUGCAACCUCCGGGUGA
Symbiodinium necroappetens is the source of this 1887-nucleotide messenger RNA. The record is from the annotation of a GenBank genome assembly. Lineage: Eukaryota; Dinophyceae; Suessiales; Symbiodiniaceae.